This is a messenger RNA of Nerophis lumbriciformis (worm pipefish), 1116 nucleotides long. NCBI's taxonomy places the organism in Eukaryota, Metazoa, Chordata, Actinopteri, Syngnathiformes, Syngnathidae. The record is from RefSeq and is a predicted model, not a curated record.
AUGUUACACACGGUCACCGAGUGGCUGUGGUGGGAGCGUUUGUGGCUACCAUUGAAUGUCUCGUGGACGGAUUUGGAGGACCGCGAAGGCCGCGUCUACGCCAAAGCCUCCCAGCUGUAUGCUGUGCUGCCCUUUGCCCUCGGCCUCCUUUUCGUCAGGUUCCUUUUUGAGAGGUUGGUAGCCGCGCCGCUGGCCGACGUUUGCAGUGUUAAAGACAGGGCGCGGCGAAUCGUAGAGCAAAAUGCUAUCUUGGAAAAUUACUUCUGCACACAAUCUAAUGUUCCGUCACAGGCAGACGUGAGGGCUCUGUGUAAAAAGACUAACUGGACCGAGCGAAGAGUUCAGCUGUGGUUCAGGAGGAAGCGGAACCUCCAGCGUCCAGGUCUCCGCAAGAGAUUCUGUGAGGCUAGCUGGAGAUGCGUGUUCUAUUUUUCUGCAUUUGUUGGCGGCAUUGUCGCUCUCCAUGAUAAACCAUGGUUUUAUAAUCUAAGGGACGUUUGGGCAGGCUUCCCUAAGCAGUCGUUGCUGCAAUCCCAGUACUGGUAUUACUUCCUGGAAAUGGGCUUCUAUUUUUCACUGCUCCUCAGCCUCACGUUCGAUGUGAAGCGGAAGGACUUUAAAGAGCAGGUGAUCCACCACAUCGCCACAGUGACUCUGCUGGCAUUCUCGUGGAUCUCCAACUACAUUCGCAUCGGCACCAUCGUGAUGGCCCUCCACGACUCGGCCGACAUCCUGCUGGAGGGUGCCAAAGUAUUAAACUAUGCCAAGUGGCAUCAGACUGCUAAUGGCAUGUUUGUGGUCUUCACCUUUCUUUUCAUGUUGACCAGACUUGGUAUUUUUCCUUUCUGGGUGAUCCACUGCACAUGGGUAUAUCCGCUGGACCAUUACCCUCCGUUUUUUGGCUACUAUUUUUUCAACGCCAUGUUGCUGGUACUCCAAAUGCUGCACCUUUACUGGGCCAUCCUCAUAUCAAAAAUGCUCUACAAGUGUCUCUUCAGUAAGCUGGAAGGAGACGACAGGAGCGAUGAAGAGGAGGACGACAGCGAGGAGGAUAGAAAUCACAAGCGGAGCCACAUGAACGGUUCAGGAGUCCGUGACCGGGCCAACGGUCACUGA